This is a messenger RNA of Dicentrarchus labrax (European seabass), 922 nucleotides long. It is a transcript of the gene spc24, whose product is annotated as SPC24 component of NDC80 kinetochore complex. The record is from RefSeq and is a predicted model, not a curated record. The coding region runs from base 201 to 800 and encodes 199 amino acids. The transcript is spliced from 6 exons. Lineage: Eukaryota; Metazoa; Chordata; Actinopteri; Moronidae.
CUUCUACAAACACCGUCCUUAUGAGUUAGUUAAAGAGUCGAUAACACUGGUUGCAGCGUUUACUGUGCGUCAGUCUCACUGUUUGAUAGGUUACCGAGCAACGUAACGUUAACUAACGUUUAACGCUACACUACAUUAACGUAAACAAAACACAGCGAGGAGGCUUUACAGUUAAUAACCAGUGUUACAGUGUCUCCACAAUGUCUCAAGGUCAUAAAUUUCAAGACUUUGAGGAGGUGGGCGAAGAGUUUGUGGCCUACAUCAACAGCACCCAACCUGAGAAACUGAGGCGGGUGAAAGAUGAACAGCAGGCUCUUUUUGAUCGACACACAGAAACAAAAAAGAUUUUGACGCAGAUUUUAAAAGAUGUGGCUCAGAUUGAGGAGAGUGUGGGCCAGAGGCUGCUGGACAUGGAGGACAAGACGAAGCGUGUGGAGCAGGACCUGGAGAACCUGAAGGAACAGCUGAGGCAGUACACAGCCAAGAGCCAGAUCACUGACUCAGAAUUACAAUUUCUGCAGAGAGAGUUGGAGAGUCUGAGAAACACUGAACAUGAGCUUCAGACUCUUCAGAACGAGGUGGAUGAAGACACCACCGAGGUCAUCCCAUCAGCAGUAUAUGUGGCUCAGGUGUACUACCUAAUAACCAAGAUCAAGUGGGAAUAUGACACACAACCCAACGUCCUAAAAGGAGUGCACUAUGGUGCAGACCUCGCCACUCCCAUCAACAUUGACACCUCAAUGCGACCUCGGAGCGACGUAAGCGACCAGCUGUGGGGCUUCGUCAGUACUGAAUGGUAGAUGACAGAAGGACAGCUGUUGUCAGCACUGUUAUUAUUAUUUGUGUUUGUCUGUAAAUGUGUUUGUUUUCUUCUGUGCUCUACGUUUAUAUUGUUUUAAAACAUUAAAUAUCUGAGACCUUU